Messenger RNA from Misgurnus anguillicaudatus (oriental weatherfish), 1244 nucleotides. RefSeq names its product general transcription factor IIH, polypeptide 3 (gene gtf2h3). Gene Ontology annotation, cellular component: transcription factor TFIIH holo complex; transcription factor TFIIH core complex. The record is from RefSeq and is a predicted model, not a curated record. Gene Ontology annotation, biological process: nucleotide-excision repair; regulation of DNA-templated transcription. Lineage: Eukaryota; Metazoa; Chordata; Actinopteri; Cypriniformes; Cobitidae.
GCCUGUACACAGAUCCAAUUGCAUAAAUAAUCAUGAGUUGUUUACUUUUUAGUGAAAUUUUUAUGAGCUUAGAAUGACACCAUGCGAUUAAACCUUUAACCACGGAGAAUAAAUAGCAGGGAAAUAUUGUGACAGGCAAAUCCCAGUGAUUCAAUGAUAAGGAAAUUACAACAAUGGCAUCAGAGGACGAAAUUAAUAUUUUGGUGAUAGUGAUAGAUGUCAACCCUGUUUGGUGGGGCCAGCAGGCUCAACGUGAACCCAAGUUCACCCUUUCAAAAUGUUUGGAUGCUGUGAUGGUCCUUGCAAAUUCCCACUUGGUAAUGUCAAGAACCAACAAACUGGCCAUCAUUGCAAAUCUCUAUCAAGAGAGCCAUUUCCUAUAUCCCAGUAAAUACUGGAAAUCAGGGGAUGACAUUUCUUCAAGUGGUGAUGGCAAAUAUGAGCUUCUCUCAGUUGCUAAUGACCUCUUCGCUGAACAAAUCAAAAAUCUGAUGGGUAGAGUGCUGAACGUCAGUCAAACAGACACGCACUUGGCCGGAUCGCUGUCCAGAGCUCUGUGUUACAUUCAACGACUGUCAAAGGAAGCGGAAGCGGGGCAGGAUGUGAAAUCCAGGAUUUUGGUGAUAAAAGCAGCUGAGGAUUGUACGUUACAGUACAUGAACUUCAUGAAUGUGGUCUUUGCUGCACAGAAAAAGAACGUCCUGAUCGAUGCCUGUAUGUUGGACACCGACUCAGGACUGUUACAGCAGGCUUGCGAUAUAACUGGAGGCUUAUAUCUGAAACUUCCACAGAAAAUUGCUUUGGCACAGUAUUUAUUGUGGGUUUUUUUACCAGAUGCAGACCAGCGUUCCCAGCUGUUAUUGCCGCCUCCUGUGCACGUGGACUACCGGGCCGCUUGCUUCUGCCACCGAAACCUCAUUGAAAUCGGCUACGUCUGCUCAGUGUGCCUUUCAAUAUUCUGUAACUUUAGUCCAAUCUGCACAACAUGCGAGACUGCCUUUAAAAUGCCUCUUCCUCAGAUGGCCAAAACAAAGAAGAAGAAGAUUAAACUGUAAACUGAUCUAAUUUACCUGCUAUUAAAUCCUGUUUACCUUACCAAUAGAUUUUUGUGUUUCAAAUGCCAGGUCUACCACAUUUUUUGUUAAAAAGCAUUUGUGCUAUUGUUUAAAAAAUAUGUUUAUUGAAACAGUGUGUUUUGAUAUUUUUUCAUACGAAAUAAAGCACCAUUCUUUUAUAAAAAAUGA